AGCUGCCAGGAACGACUUCUCUGAAGAAACUGAAGUUUGGGCAACCGAGAUAAAAGUCUCAGUUGAGUGGAGGUGCAGUAAUACAACGGGGAAACUCCAGCGGAACCACAAAGGCUUUGGCUCCGUCUCUGUGAGCUGAGGCUCUGUGAAGAAAGGAAAUCUCACUCACUAAAGCCACCCCAGGGCUCAGCGACAACUGUCAGGAGAUGAAUUCUCAGCCAGGACUCACUUCAGGGGGCAAUUCCGGGUUCGGGGGCAACCUGGAGAGAUUCCGUGAGGGGAAGCCAAUUCCUCUGGGGGCUGUCCAGAUUGUGAUCGGAAUUCUCCUCCUCAUUUCUGGAAUAGUUUAUGGAAAUUAUUCUUGGGGCUAUGCGUUCUGGGGAAUGACAUUUUACAUCACUACUGGUUCCAUCACCAUUUCAGCAUCGAAGAAGCUCACACGAGACUUGGUGAGAAGCAGCAUGAUAUUAAACAUUAUCUGUGCUAUCGUUGCCCUUCUGGGAUUUAUUGGGAUCUGCUUGGCUUUGACUGCAAUUAGUCUUGUGUAUAAACAUGCUCAAAAUGACGAACUGAAAAAAUACUUGUCCGUUUUUCUGGGAAUCAUAAGUGUGAUGCUGAUCCUUACUAUUGUGGAAUUCUGCAUUUCUAUAUAUGUGGCUGUUUUUGGAUACAAAGCAAUUCACUGAGUUCUCUCGAAGGGAGACAGCUUUCCCCAGCCCAGCAGUGGCUCCUGCAACUUCCUGUAUUCCUGGAUCGACGCCUCACACCUUGCCAAGUGUCCCGUGCUUUUAAAAUAUCCUUUGUCCCCGCAUCUUUGUUGUGACCAAUGGGGGCCGGAAGAGGCAAGAUGGCCCUGCCCGCUAAGCACUCGAAGAAGGAGGUCCCUUUCAUCCCGGGAAGAGGCAUCCGGUGGAGAUGAGGCGAUACGGAAGCUGCCGUCCACCUCUCCUCAACUUCCCACCGGCCCCAGGACUGAGCGGCGCUUCCUUCUCCGGUUCCCCACGUGACGGCUUCUGCUUUCUAAACCUUUUCUUGCCUGGUCCUCCCUCGCGCUUCCCCUCCCAGCUGCGGGCGUGAGUCAUGUAUCUGUCUAAACCCCGCUGAGCUGGUUUCCCCUUUGGGUUGGAAAAAGCAAUGUCCUUGGGCAUCAGGGGUGGGAUUGGGCUGAUGGUACAUAAUAGCGGCAUUUACUCAGGGCUUAUCACGUGCCGAGCACUGAGAAGCAACGUGGCCUACUGGAUAGACCGUGGGCCUGGAUGUCUGACUCUCCCUCUAGAC
Ornithorhynchus anatinus (platypus) is the source of this 1278-nucleotide messenger RNA. Its product is annotated as membrane-spanning 4-domains subfamily A member 4A-like. NCBI's taxonomy places the organism in Eukaryota, Metazoa, Chordata, Mammalia, Monotremata, Ornithorhynchidae. Gene Ontology annotation, cellular component: membrane. Bases 207 to 686 code for a protein of 159 amino acids. The record is from RefSeq and is a predicted model, not a curated record. The transcript has 7 exons.